Messenger RNA from Aspergillus nidulans FGSC A4, 340 nucleotides. RefSeq names its product DASH complex subunit DAD1. Lineage: Eukaryota; Fungi; Ascomycota; Eurotiomycetes; Eurotiales; Aspergillaceae. The transcript has 3 exons. The coding region runs from base 56 to 340 and encodes 94 amino acids. The record is from RefSeq and is a predicted model, not a curated record. Gene Ontology annotation, cellular component: nucleus; mitotic spindle; spindle.
CUCUACGUCGGAUCCAGAUUUGUUGUCUCACUCACCACUGCGUAGCAGACACAAAAUGUCAACGCCAAGUAGCAAAACGAGAGCCCCGCGCACUGUCUUCGAAGAGCAGCGCGAGGAGCUGGUCAGGGAGAUUGCGAAUGGCAUGGAAGAAGUCCUAGCAAACAUCAACCGGCUGAGUCGGAACCUGGACAGCGUCAUUGCGGUCGGUAACGAAUUCGGGUCUGUCGAGGCGCUCUGGUCACAGUUUGAGACUUUCAUGGGCCGAUCACAGGAGGAAGUCGAAGGGAAUCUUCGACAGAAGGAAGAGCAGGAUGAGGGUCAGAGCGAAUUGCAUCAGUAA